Molecule: messenger RNA, 3827 nt
Organism: Oncorhynchus nerka (sockeye salmon)
Lineage: Eukaryota; Metazoa; Chordata; Actinopteri; Salmoniformes; Salmonidae
Product: collagen alpha-1(XXVI) chain-like
Exons: 14
Coding region: 273-1604 (443 amino acids)
Molecular function (GO): protein binding
Source: RefSeq, a predicted model, not a curated record
CAGACGCUGCUGCAGACAGACAAUCCCUCCAGACUUGGAAGGCAGAAGCCUAGCAACACGACAAAGGCGGUGACUGGGAGAACAGUAGGUUCCAGAAUGUCUCACGACGUUGCAAAUGUAUAUGGUAUUCGUUUACUUUAACGAUAUAUUAGGACGAUAUAUUUGUGCGCGGCGGCUUUGACUUCCGAGACGCACGUCUCCAAACUUUGUCCACUUCAAAAUACAGGUAGUGUUCAACCUCUCACUCGAACAGAAACCUAAAUUCUCGGACAAUGACAGGUUCAAUCAUUUUUAGCAUUCUCUGUAUUUGGAUGUUUUCACCCAGUCUGUCACGAGGGACCGGGUUUAUCUAUCAGUUUCCAGGUGUGACAUUGCAACGCAUCCACACUGAACACACCGCUGGACCCCCUGCAGGCACCAAUGCGGCUCGCAGGAACUGGUGUCAGUACACAGUGUCGAAGACUGUGUCAUGCCAGGUGCACAACGGGACAGAGAAGCUGGUACAGCGUAUGUUUCAGAGUUGCCGGUGGCCGGGACCCUGUUCUAACCUCAUCAGUUACAGGACCAUUGUCCGGCCCACAUACAUGCUAACGUAUCGCCAGGUGACGGCGUUGGAGUGGAGGUGCUGCCCAGGCUUUAUGGGCGACAACUGCAGAGAGGAAUGUAUGAACUGCACUGGCUAUACUGAUAUGAAUAACAGACUGAGUAUCCUUGAGUCCAAGAUUGUGUUACUGGAGGAGGCAGGACCACCACCUCUCCCAUUCAGAUACUCCCCAGAUAGGUCUUCAGAUAACGAGGUGGGAGCACCCCAGCCCACCCCCAUGCCUCCCCCCACCAUUGGCCUACCAGGAGCAAGAGGCCCCCCAGGACCAGUUGGACCCCAAGGCGUGGUGGGACCCCCUGGACGCACCGGAGAGACAGGCCUCGAAGGGAAAUCUGGACCCAUGGGACCCAGAGGGCCCCAGGGCCAGCGAGGAGCCCCAGGGGAGAGAGGUGUACCUGGGCCAGCGGGUUCUCCGGGGCCAGCCUCUCCCUUCUCUCACAGAGGAGAUGUGUUUGGUCUGAGGGAGCUGGACCAUUAUGAAGAGGCUGCGCUCCCUUCACGGAAUAACCAGAAAGAUGUGACCGGUCCCCCAGGCCCCAUCGGACCCCCUGGACCCCCAGGCCGGCCUGGACCCACAGGGCCUGCUGGAAACACAGGUACCCCAGGCAGAAACGCUGGGUUUGGUCUCUCAGGCAAGCCUGGGGAUCGCGGACCUAAAGGAGACACUGGUGAAAGGGGACCCCCAGCACACAGGGGAGAACAUGGUCAGCCAGGUGCACCAGGGCCAAAGGGUGAACCAGGAGAUAGCCAGGCUGAGGGGGAGGGGGUGCAGCAGCUGAGAGAGGCUCUGAAGAUCCUGGCUGAGAGGGUUCUCAUUCUGGAGCACAUGAUCGGCAUUCAUGAGAACCCACUAGAACCCGGUUCUGGCCUGGACAUCCUUUCAGACCUGGUGCCCAUGUUUAAAAACAAAAGGGCGGGACCCAAUACCCUGCUCCACUCUCUCGCCACGGGAGACCGGAAGCUGAUUGGAGAGGAAAGAGUGAGGAGGGGGGACAAUUAGAUGCUCAUGCCAAUGGGUGUAGAGCAUGGUUUGUAUAUGAAAUGUGAUUGUUUAAGAGACUGAGAUGGACGUACCAUGUGUUCUCUGGGCCAGAGUGUAUGACCAGUCAAUCCUCAUGGAAGCACAGAAUUCCAUCAAUCUGGGCUUUGGGCGACCGAGCGUCUGCAAAAUGACCCCUUCUCUUAAUCAGAUUCUUGAAUUUGACCUGUUUAUAAUGUGUGUUUUUUUUACAUUGACUUUUAGUACUGUUGUCAUUAUCGUAGUCAUGUUAUUCCAAUGUAAUGAUGUAACUUUGGUGCUGGUACUGGCCUCAACGUGUGCAUUUUCUUAAAGUCUAGGUAGCAGAUAAUGGACCCUAUCAGAUAUUUAUGUAGUUGGUGCUGUAUAUGAACUUAAAUACAUGGGUUCUAACUUGAAACAUUAUUUGUUAGUUUACAACUGUACAAUUUAUGCAUAUAAAAUACACGAAGACUGACGGGAAAUGUACAGUUGAAGUCGGAGGUUUACAUACACUUAGGUUAGAGUCAUUAUUCAAACACUCCACAAAUUUCUUGUUAACAAACUAUAGUUUUGGAAAGUCGGCUAGGACAUCUGCUUUGUACAUGACACAAGUAAUUUUUCCAACAAUUGACAGAUUAUUUCACUGUAUCACAAUUCCAGUGGGUCAGAAGUGUACAGAAGUUGAUUGUGCCUUUAAACAGCUUGGACAACUCCAGAAAAUAAUGUCAUGGCUUCAGAAGCUUCUGAUAGGCUAAUUGACAUCAUUUGAGUCAAUUGGAGGUGUACCUGUGGAUGUAUUUCAAGGCCUACCUUCAAACUCAGUGCCUCUUUUCUUGACAUCAUGGUAAAAUCAAGAGAAAUCAGCCAAGACCUCAGAAAAAAAGUAGACCUCCACAAAUCUGGUUCAUCCUUGGGAGCAAUUUCCAAACAACUGAAGGUACCACGUUCAUCACAAACAAUAGUACGCAAGUAUAAACACCAUGGGACCACGCAGCCAUCAUACCGCUCAGGAAGGAGACGCGUUCUGUCUCCUAGAGAUAAACGUACUUUGGUGCGAAAGUGCAAAUCAAUCCCAGAACAACAGCAAAUGACCUUGUGAAGAUGCUGGAGGAAACAGGUACAAAAGUAUCUAUAUCCACAGUAAAACAAGUCCUAUAUCAACAUAACCUGAAAGGCCGCUCAGCAAGGAAGAAGCCACAGCUCCAAAACCGCCAUAAAAAAGCCAGACUACGGUUUAUAACUGCACAUGGUGACAAAGAUCGUACUUUUUGGAGAAAUGUCCUCUGGUCUGAUGUAACAAAAAUAGAACUGUUUGGCCAUAAUGACCAUCGUUAUGUUAGGAGGAAAAAGGGGGAGGCUUGCAAGCCGAAGAACACCAUCCCAACCGUGAAGAACGAGGGUGGCAGCAUCAUGUUGUGGGGUGCUUUGCUGCAGGGGGGACUGGUGCACUUCACAAAAUAGAUGGCAUCAUGAGGAGGAAAAUUAUGUGGAUAUAUUGAAGCAACAUCUCAAGACAUCAGUCAGAAAGUUAAAGCAUGGUCGCAAAUGGGUCUUCCAAAUGGACAAUGACCCCAAGCAUGCUAUCAAAGUUGUGGCAAAAUGGCUUAAGGACAACAAAGUCAAAGUAUUGGAGUUGCCAUCACAAAGCCCUGACCUCAAUCCUAUAGAAAAUGUGUGGGCAGAACUGAAAAAGCGUGUGUGAGCAAGGAGGCAUACAAACCUGACUCAGUUACACCAGCUCUGUCAGGAGGAAUGGGCCAAAAUUCACCCAACUUAUUGUGGGAAGCUUGUGGAAGGCUACCUGAAAUGUUGGACCCAAGUUAAACAAUUUAAAGGCAAUGCUACCAAAUACUAAUUGAGUGUAUGUGAACUUCUGACUGACUGGGAAUGUGAAAGCUGAAAUAAAUCAUUAUCUCUACUUAUUAUUCUGACAUUUCACAUUCUUAAAAUAAAGUGGUGAUCCUAACUGACCUAAGAUAGGGAAUUUUACUAGGAUUAAGUGUCAGGAAUUGUGAAAAAUUGAGUUUAAAUGUAUUUGGUUAAGGUGUAUGUAAACUUCCGACUUCAGGCCUCCCGGGUAGCGCAGUGGUUAAGGGCGCUGUACUGCAGCGCCAGCUGUGCCACCAGAGACUCUGGGUUCGCGCCCAGGCUCUGUAGCAACUGGCCGCGACCGGAAGGUCAGUGGGGCGAUGCACAAUUGGCCCAGCGUAGUCCGGGGGAGGG